This is a messenger RNA of Ipomoea nil (Japanese morning glory), 2196 nucleotides long. Its product is annotated as calmodulin-binding protein 60 A-like. The coding region runs from base 217 to 1863 and encodes 548 amino acids. The transcript has 8 exons. The record is from RefSeq and is a predicted model, not a curated record. NCBI's taxonomy places the organism in Eukaryota, Viridiplantae, Streptophyta, Magnoliopsida, Solanales, Convolvulaceae. Gene Ontology annotation, cellular component: nucleus. Gene Ontology annotation, biological process: regulation of salicylic acid biosynthetic process. Gene Ontology annotation, molecular function: calmodulin binding; sequence-specific DNA binding; DNA-binding transcription factor activity.
UUUUCCCUAUUCCAUACCGGCUUCUCCGUUGAACUACCAAAAAUUCAGUUCAUAUCUUUUACAGUAUCGACAAGCCAAGGUGCACGCCUCGUCCUCCUCCGUUCUCCACGAUCAGCAUUACUCGUCCUCGAUGGUUGAUUUACUCCGUAGUGGAAGCAGUAGGGUUGCUGUGAUUUGUGUUCGGACUGCAAUUCCUGUGGUUUGAAGGUGUCGAGAAUGUCACAUAAGCGGCAGAAGGGUGAUGAUUCUAAACCCCAGCAGGAUUGUGGAACUUCCGAUGACAAGCGCCGUCGGAAAAUCCCCUCUCUCAAAAGUGCGAUAUUGCAGGUUAUUAAUUUGCGUAAAGUGCAUAAUUAUAUCGAGCCAGUUCUGGAGCCUUUGAUUCGUAAAGUUGUACGAGAGGAAGUUGACUUGGCAUUGAGAAAGUACAUGACCAACUUGAGGUGGAAUUGUGAGAAAGAUGUACACCUUUAUGAAGUAAGAAGCCUAAAAUUAAUGUUCUUGAAUUCUAUCUCUCCUCCUGUAUUCACUGGGGCUCGCAUAGAAGGAGAAAAUUGCUCAAGUUUGAAAGUUGCGUUGGUUGAUGCUCUUACUGGGCAAACUGUGACAAGUGGUCCUGAAUCUUCAGCAAAGGUGGAAAUUGUAGCUCUUGAGGGUGAUUUUGAUGGCGGUGAAAGGGACAAAUGGACUUUGGAAGAAUUUACUAACAACAUUGUCAGAGAGAGGGAAGGAAAGAAAGCUCUUCUUAGUGGAGAUGCUUUUUUGAAUCUCAAGCAAGGCAUUGGUUUGGUUGGUGAUAUUUCCUUUAGUGAUAAUUCUAGCUGGACUAGAAGUCGUAAGUUUAGAUUGGGGGUGAGACUUGUGGAUAACUUGGAUGGAAUUAAAGUGAAAGAGGCAAUAUCUGAGUCCUUCAUUGUUCGGGAUCACCGCGGAGAAUUGUACAAGAAGCACUAUCCGCCAUGUCUCCUGGAUGAAGUAUGGAGGCUUGAAAAAAUUAGUAAAGAAGGGGCAUUUCAUCGGCGCUUGAAGAAGGAAAGAGUCAUCACAGUGAAAGAUUUUUUAACCUUAUUUUAUCUUGAGCCUACAAGGCUACGGAAGAUCCUUGGCGCAGGCAUGUCUGCUAAGAUGUGGGAAAUCACUGUGGAGCAUGCCAGGACAUGUGAUGUCGACAAGCAAUUGUAUUCAUACCACCCUUCUGGAUCUGACCAAAAACAUGGUGUCAUUUUUAAUAUCGUGGCACAAGUGAUGGGGCUUCUUGUUGACUGUCAAAACUAUGUUCCCGCAGACAAACUAUCUGAGACUGAAAAGGUUGAAGCUCAUAAGUUAACUAUUUCUGCUUUCGGAAACUGGGAAGAUGUGAACCGUUUCAAUGAUGAGUCUGCAGAGUGUUCAAAUGUCCCCACAAUUCAAUGCUCUACAAACUUAUCCACAACUGUUAACUCUGCUUACAGCGAUAUAUUGACUUCACAAAAGUUUACCAGAUUUGAUGCUCAGCAUUUUAGUGCUGCAAUGCCCGAUGCCAUGUCAUCCAUGUAUUCCCCAAGUGGUUUGAGUAGCUUGGAUGAUUUUGGUUUUCAGUGUCUUGAAAAUGCGGGUAUUGAUUUCGACCUACCACUGAGUUCCCCUGUCCAAGAUAUCAAUUCCUUCAUCCGGGAUGCAGAUUCUGUGAUUGGGGAUAGGUCUCUUCCGUACUUCGACCAUGAUUACAUUCAAACUCCCAUCUUCGAUCCACCAGAAGCUGAUCUACAUAGUGUUUGCAAUAAGUUCCCGGCCCAGAGGAGAUGGAAAAUAUUGUGCAGUGUAUUCAGAGUGUUCUCGGUUAGGAGAAUUGUUGCGAAUAAGGGGAAAGAAAUAUGUUCAUAGAAUGAAAGUAGGUAUGGAAUCAGUAGUUGCUGCCAAUCAUGAUACAAAUCGGUGGAGUGAGAGUAGUAGGAGGUUGGUUCUACAGUUGUUGUAUAUAAAAAUGGUAGACAAUCAGAUUCUUUUAGGGAAAACUGUUUUUGGUUUUCCGAUUACUAGCAAUUAGUGGAUAUAGGAUCCUGUAAAUGCCAUGGAUUCCUCUAUCAUCAUGCUUCGCUUCUUGCCAACCGAUUAUGUUCAUAAAUUACAGUUUGCAAUUAGAGAUUUUUUUGAGGUUGUGAUAAUCUCUCUUUUUAUAGAGAAAAUGAUAUUUUUAGUCCUUGAAUUGAGGCAUAA